GGGGGUGCAGAGUUUGAUCUCUGUCACAGUAGCGCUCAUGACCUCACCUUGCGUCUCUGCUCCGCCUCCAAGCACUCUUGCUGACUGUGGUUUCUCUCUAUUCUCUCCUCCUCCCUCCUCCUCCUUGUCUUCCCUUGACUCCUCCUCCUCACCCUGCCCUUCCUCCUCCUGCUCCUCCUCCUUCUCCUCCUCUCUGUCAGCAUGGAUGACAACAUAGAAAUCCACACCUUCCUGUACUUUGCCUACGGCAGCAACCUACUGAAGGAAAGGCUCCAGCUCAAGAACCCCUCCGCUUCCAUCCACUGUGUGGCCAGACUCAAGGACUACAAGCUGAUAUUUGGGAACUACAAGGGUCUGGCCAGUGACCGCUGGCAUGGGGGUGUGGCGACCAUCGAGAACAGCCCAGCAGACGAGGUGUGGGGAGUGGUAUGGAGGAUGAACGUGGCCGACCUCGAGUCUCUAGACAGCCAGGAGAACGUGAGACUAGGGGCCUACAGCCCUGUGGAGGUGAAUGUGAAGACUCGGGGCCAAGAGCUCAACUGUCGCACCUACAUCAUGAACAGCUGUAUUUACGCUCCACCGUCUCCACAGUACCUCAAGGUGAUUUUAAUGGGGGCGGAGCAGAAUGGCUUGCCAAAGAACUACCAGGAGAAGCUGAGGUCCAUCGAGACCAACAAGUAUGAGGGCCCACUGCCUGUCAUGGCUGAGCUGGAGCGGAUUAUGAAAAGAGCUAAGGAGAGAGCCAACCACCGAUCUGACACUUAACAACACCUGGAACAAACUGCCAUGUUUAGGAACUCAACUCCUGGUAGGACAAUUGAAGCAAACUUCUACAACUUCCACUGUCCUACCAAGAGUUGUUGAAUAUCUUCUCAUCUCCAGUUUGCUCCACAAUUCAUGUACCUUGGUUUAAAGCGAGGUAGCGACAGCAUUUAUUUUUCUCUAGGAAUUCAAACUUGCCUAGAGAGAUAACUGUGUUCAGAAACCCACUGGUUAGAGAAACCAUCAAGUCCUGUGUGUAACGUUACAUCUAUAAGUCCUCUUCAGGAAUAGUUAGUUACUGACAUAUAACAAUGAUGAUGAUGAUGAUGACACCGAGCAUCCCUCAGACUGUAUAGGGAUUGAAUGUAGAAUAUGAUCAUGUGUAUUUGUACUACUUCGGUGGACAAUAAAACCUCCCCGGAU
Messenger RNA from Oncorhynchus masou masou (cherry salmon), 1185 nucleotides. Its product is annotated as gamma-glutamylcyclotransferase-like. NCBI's taxonomy places the organism in Eukaryota, Metazoa, Chordata, Actinopteri, Salmoniformes, Salmonidae. Gene Ontology annotation, molecular function: gamma-glutamylcyclotransferase activity. Bases 202 to 765 code for a protein of 187 amino acids. The transcript has 4 exons. The record is from RefSeq and is a predicted model, not a curated record.